GGCGGGGCCGUGCCCGCCGCCCGCCCGCCAUGAGCAGCGGGCAGGCCGCGGAGGGUGCCCCCGGCGCCUCCCCCGCGGUCUCGGCGGUGCCCAGGCUGCUGUCUGCCCUCUUCUACGGGACGUGCUCCUUCCUCAUCGUGCUGGUCAACAAGGCCCUGCUCAGCGCGUACAGCUUCCCAUCACCAAUGUUUCUGGGAAUUGGACAGAUGGCAGCUACUAUACUUAUCUUGUAUAUAUCAAAAUUAAAUAAGAUUAUUCACUUUCCUGACUUUGACAAAAGUAUACCUGUGAAGUUGUUUCCUCUGCCUCUGAUUUAUGUUGGAAACCACAUAAGUGGAUUAUCAAGUACCAGCAAACUCAGUUUGCCGAUGUUUACAGUGCUCAGGAAGUUUACCAUUCCACUUACAUUACUGCUGGAAAUCAUCAUACUUGGAAAACGGUACCCGCUGAGCAUUAUCAUCAGUGUAUUUGCCAUCGUUCUUGGGGCUUUCAUAGCAGCUGGGUCUGAUCUGUCUUUUAAUCUAGAGGGCUACACCUUUGUAUUACUAAAUGACAUCUUCACAGCAGCAAAUGGAGUUUAUACAAAGCAGAAAAUGGAUCCAAAGGAGUUGGGAAAAUACGGUGUCCUUUUCUAUAACGCUUGUUUUAUGGUGGUUCCAACAGUUAUUAUUAGCUUUUCUACUGGAGACUUUCAGCAGGCAACACAUUUCCAGCACUGGACAAAUUUUUUAUUUGUCUUUCAAUUUCUUCUUUCCUGCUUGUUGGGGUUUCUUUUGAUGUAUUCUACUGUCCUAUGCAGUCAUUACAAUUCUGCACUUACGACAACAGUAGUUGGUGCCAUCAAGAAUAUAUCCAUCGCUUACAUCGGAAUGUUAAUUGGUGGAGAUUACAUAUUCUCUGUGUUGAACUUUAUAGGCCUAAAUAUUUGUAUGGCAGGAGGACUGAGAUACUCAUUUUUAACUUUAAGAGAAAACGGCAAGUCUACGCAAUCUGAGGAUGAAGAGAAUGCACUUCUCAAGUCAAAGUUCAAAUCAAAAGAAGUUUUUGGAAGACCUUGACAUGGAACCAGGAUGAUGUCAUGACUUGUAUCCCAGUUUGAAUUAAAAUACAGCAAAACCUGAAAGGCAUUAUGUGAUGUGUUACACUUGAAUGACCAGACUGGAUUAAAUCUAACAAACCAGAAGCUUCAGCGACUGCCUGUGCUGCCGACUGCCUGCAUGGAUUCGAAUGGAUUGCUUAGCAGCAGACUAACUGUAACGGAAUGAAAUGAAGAGAAAGUACAGUGGCUGUCAGAAGAAGCUUUCUAGCCAUACAAUGUGUAAUGUCCUGGCAGUGAUUCCUGUGAAAAGAUAAAAGGAAUACCUCGGGGAACAACAACAACAAAAAAAAAGUAGACUGGGCUGGAUGAAUAAUUCCUUGAAUUCAAAAGGACUGUUGUUUGUUUUUUUUUUUCUUUUUUUUUUCUUCUCGGAUCUCAGCCUGAUUUACAAGUAUUAGGCCCAGCACAACGUGUAUUUCAGACUUGUAACCAGUCUCUGGAAAAGAAAAUUGCAAGGGAGUGUAGGCAGAGCUGGAGGUGCAAAAGAGAAGACCUAUAGCUGUGGACUUUGUGAUUCUGUAGUCAAAAAAGGUGUUUUGGUUUGAUUUUUAAAAAUUUAUUUAAAGGAGGUAUUCAGCACCAUUGUUGCAUAUGAAAAGACAUAGCACAGCUUGUUCAGAUUUAAAGUUUUCCUUGAGUAGUGAAUGACUCUUUGGGGAAUUUGUGAUUGUAUGUAAAUAUUUAGGAGAAAUUUAGUAUUCAGACCGUUUUUAAGACUGGCCUUACCUGUGGAGUAAAAUGAGGUGUUAAGGUAUGGAAAACAGUAUGAAUUUUUAAGGGAGCUUAAAUAUCAGGAAACUGGAUUGUUGUUAAGAUAGAAUGUUUUUUAUAUCAUUUUGUUACAGUUAAUGUUACAUUCCUUGUGAUUCAGGCAUCAUCUCUUCUCUUUAAUUCAUCUGUGUACUGUGGUUUUCUGACCAAAGGUGUCAGUAAUGUGACAUUUGACAUACAUUGCUGCUCUUCAGUUGAAGAUUUCUGGGUGUCAGAGAUUCAGGUUAAAUUUUAAAGAUGCUUCAUAUUAAAUGUGAAGGAAUAUCAUUGAAAUAUAUACAUAAUUUUUAUUUUGCCUUAUCCUAAGUGUAUGUAUAACCAUCAGUGUUUCUCUUCUCCAGUUUAAGUUGGUCUUUGAAGUAUGAAUAAUAUUUCAAACUGCCACUGCAAAGAAGAGUAAAAGUUUCUGUGCCUUCCCUGAGAUUUUCCCUGCUAACAUU
Messenger RNA from Cygnus atratus (black swan), 2310 nucleotides. It is a transcript of the gene SLC35D2, whose product is annotated as solute carrier family 35 member D2. Bases 30 to 1058 code for a protein of 342 amino acids. Gene Ontology annotation, cellular component: Golgi apparatus. Gene Ontology annotation, molecular function: GDP-fucose transmembrane transporter activity; antiporter activity. The record is from RefSeq and is a predicted model, not a curated record. The transcript is spliced from 14 exons. NCBI's taxonomy places the organism in Eukaryota, Metazoa, Chordata, Aves, Anseriformes, Anatidae.